AUGAAAAUAUCCACCCAAAUAAAGGGAAACAGAAGCAGAGAGCUUUCUAUAUCUGCCCUUCUUCUUUUUCACCUCCAUUUUCAUUUUUCCCCAUCCUUCUCUCUGUGUGUGUAAAACACUGUAACCACCAAAAGCCAUGUUUGAGGAAUCUGUGUCAAUUUGGGCUUCCAUGAACAGCUGGUUCACUCCAACUGUUUUCUUUGUGCUCCUCAAUGUCAUGAUAGGCACCAUUGCCAUUGCUUCAAACUUAGGCACCAACCAGAAACACCAAGACCCACAAAACCAGCAGCAAGGCCUUGCUAGAUCUCCAUCUGUGCUGCAGAGGAUCAAAUCCAUCAACCUCUACCACUAUAGAUCCCCAGAGCCACACACCACCACCUUUGAGAAAAACCCAGAAACUACUGAGAGCACCAAUUAUGCUUUUAGGCACACCCAGGAACCUGAGCAACCCCAAUUCACCAGAUCCCCUUCUUUUCUACAGAGGCUCAAGUCCAUCAACUUCUACAUUCCACAAGAUUUCUCCACCAACCCAUCACAGCCCUCCACCAACCCGUCACAACCCAUCACCACCACAACCACUCUGCACAAAACUCAGGAGCCAGAAUCCCAUUCUGAACAUGACCAGUUCCAAGAUGAAGACCAUUUUGAAGGCCAUGAACACCCAGAAAGCCCAGAACCAGAAUCAGAAGAAGAGCAGAGCCUGGAUGAGAUUUACAGUCAGCUGAAGCCUCUACAGGACCAUCAUGUGAGCAGGACGAAGUCAGACACCAAACCAGCAUCCGGAGAAGUACCCACUAAGCUUCCAAAGAAGAUGAAGAAGUCUGCGAGUUCCAAGUCUGUAUUUGGUCAUUUUAAAGAAGAUGAUAUUGUGGAGAUUCGCCGGCCAGCGACUGUGAGGGAGAGGAAAGCUAAAGUGACAGAGGAUGAGGAGGUGGACGCCAAGGCGGAUGAUUUCAUCAACAAGUUCAAGAACCAGCUGAAGCUGCAAAGGUUGGAUUCCAUCAUAAGGUACAAGGACAUGCUCAAUAGAGGGACAUAAGUGAAGGAAAUUCAAUUAUUUUUCUAUGGUGGGUUUUUAACUUGAUGUUAGUUUGGGUUGGAUUGAUGAAGAUUAGGGUUUACUGGAUGGUAAUGUGGAUCUACUCACUACUGCUUUGUGUUUGUUGAACUAUUUGUCCAAAUAUUGCCCUUUAUUUAUGUCUUCUAGUUCAAUCAUGUGUUUAGCAAAGCAAUAGCUUAUCAGAGCAGGGCAGCCUCUCAUUUUCUGUGAUUUGAGGGGUAUAUUGGUAAAUGGGUCAUGCCUGAGGAAUUAAAACCCAUUUGCAGCAGGCGUAGA
This is a messenger RNA of Prunus mume (Japanese apricot), 1336 nucleotides long. RefSeq names its product pathogen-associated molecular patterns-induced protein A70. Lineage: Eukaryota; Viridiplantae; Streptophyta; Magnoliopsida; Rosales; Rosaceae. The record is from RefSeq and is a predicted model, not a curated record.